Molecule: messenger RNA, 3942 nt
Organism: Plasmodium berghei ANKA
Lineage: Eukaryota; Apicomplexa; Aconoidasida; Haemosporida; Plasmodiidae
Product: conserved Plasmodium protein, unknown function
Exons: 2
Coding region: 1-3942 (1313 amino acids)
Molecular function (GO): metal ion binding
Source: RefSeq, a predicted model, not a curated record
AUGUUGGGCAAAAUGAAGAUAACUAAUUUGGUGGUAUUAUACAUUCAAUUCUUUUUUUUUUGUAAAAGUGAUGAUAUACCAUUUCAAAGUUCGGAAAAUUUGUUAAAUAAAAGUUUGAUGUAUGUAAUACAUAAUAAUUUCAAUGUUAAUGGAAUUAUGAAAAUAAUUGAAAAAAUGUUUAAGAAUAAUAUGGAUGAUAUUGAAAUGGAAGAUAAUGGUGACAUACAAAAUCUGAAAAUUAAAGAAUAUAACAUUGAUAGUAAUAAAUACAAAUUAACAUAUUUUUCUUUCAAGGAAUAUUGCUUAAACGAAGUUGAAAAUGGGAAAGACUGCAUGAAUUAUAUGGAAAAGGAUGUAACACAAAUUGCUAAUAAAAUUGAUAGUAAAUUUUAUUCUAAACAUUUCAAAGAGAUAAAUUUGUUAAAACAUAAUUUAAACGAACUAGCUAAUUUGUUAAAAUGGUUAAAUGAAUUAAAUAAUGAAAUAUUUUAUUUUUUUGAGAAUGUUAUAGAUUCUAAAAAUAUAAUUAAUAAUAUGAUGACGAGCAAAUCGAGAAGAGCUUUACCAUUUAUUAAUCAUUUUGAAGAAAUGGUUUAUAAUUUAAAAAAUGCUGAUAACUCAUUUAGUUUUCAUAAUAUGAUUAUGCAAUUUGGUGAUGAAUUAAAUAUAAUAAUAAAAAAUGCAUUAGUUGAAUAUGUUUAUUUACAUAAACAGGCAAAGGAACAUAUGAAACAAUUAGAAAAAUAUAUGGAAAAAAAUGUUAAAGUGCUAACAAAAAUGCAUAAAAAGAUUUUUUUAAGUAUUUUUUAUAUUACUUCAGAUAUAAAUAAAACAAAUGAUAAAAUCGACUUUUUAAUAAAUAAAAAUUUGAAUGAAUUCAAAGAAUGGGUAAUACAUGAAAAUAAAAAAUGCACAGAUAAUUUAAAAAAAAUAAAAUCAAAUAUUGAUUUUAAUUUCGAAAAUAUUAAUGAAGUUUUUGAUAAUUCAAAAGAAAAACUAAAGAAUGAUUAUAUAUCUUUUAUUGAUAUAAGUAAAUAUCUGUCCUUUCAAAAUCCAAAUAAAACAAUUUUGUCUAUCAUUCAUUUUCUUAAUAAUAAAUAUUCAGAUGAUGUUGAUAUAAUUUUUUUAUAUAAUGAAGAAUAUGUCGAAUUUAAUAUAAAUGAUAUUACUUACGAAAAUGAUACGAGUAAAAAUAAUGAUAAAUCGGAGACGCCUAAAGGAUAUAUUAAAUUUGAAACAAAUUUUAAUUUUACUGAUUUAGAUAUUAUUGAAACAUCGAAAUAUGAAGAGGUAUUAAAAUCUUAUAACAUAGAUAAUAAUUCCAAUUUUAAACACAUUAAUAAAAAUAAUUUUGAAAAAAUAAUAGACGAUAUAAUUCUUAAUAAUGAAAUGUUGGAAAAUGGUACUUGGAUAAAAGAGAAAACAUUUCAAAAUAAUAAUAAUAAUAAUAUUUCAUAUAAUGAUAUAUAUAAUGAAAUACAGAAAGAUACAAAAUAUAUAGAAAACAGUAUUAAUAAUAUUGAUAAUAAUUUUAGUUUUAAACCAAGUAUUAUUAACUUUAUACAAAGUAUUAAAAAACUUUUUAAUAAUUUUAUUUUUAAUUUCGACAAUUAUUUAUGUUCUUUUGAAAAAAAUUUUGACUCUCAAGAUAUUAAUAUUCACGAUUGUGUGGAUGCUGCAGAUAACUGUAUCAAUAAUCCUAUCCCAAUUGAAGAAAAUAAAAAAUUCGAAAAUGAAGCAGAUGCACAACAAGAGAAUCUAAUCGUAGAUUCAGAAAAAGAAAUCAAAGCUAUUUUAGAAAAUGAACCAAAUAAAUCUGAAAUAAAAAUGAAUACCUCUUCAAUAGAACUCACGGACUAUCAAAAAAACGAACAUACAGAAGUCUUAUUAAAUGAUUUGAAAAUGGCACUAAAAAAUAAAAUUAUGCAUGAACUCGAAAGUGCAAUUAAAGAAAUAGUUGAAAAUGAAGUUUCAGAUGUGCUAGAUGAUGAUUUUCCAGAUGAUGAUUUUUCAGAUGAAUUAGAAAAUUACGAAAAAGGUGAUGAAUCGAAUAAAAUUAACACAAAAAUCAUUGAUGCCACAAAAUAUGAGGGUGGAAACAAUUAUAAUAGAACUGAACACUUGCAAGAAAAUAAAACAGAACUUGUGCAUAGUGGUGAACUAGACUUCUAUAAAAAUAAUAUUUUUUCUACUGGCAUAGUAAAAAAAAACGUUUUUGAUGAUGCAAGUGAUGGACAUUUAAAAGAAAAUGAUGAGCAUUUAAAAGAAAAUGAUGAGCAUUUAAAAGAAAAUGAUGAACAUUUAAAAGAAAAUGAUGAGCAUUUAAAAGAAAAUGAUGAACAUUUAAAAGAAAAUGAUGAACAUUUAAAAGAAAAUGAUGAGCAUUUAAAAGAAAAUGAUGAACAUUUAAAAGAAAAUGAUGAGCAUUUAAAAGAAAAUGAUGAGCAUUUAAAAGAAAAUGAUGAACAUUUAAAAGAAAGUGAUGAACAUUUAAAAGAAAAUGAUGAGCAUUUAAAAGAAAAUGAUGAACAUUUAAAAGAAAGUGAUGAGCAUUCAGAGGAGAGUGGUGGAAAUAGUGAAUAUGAUGAAAACGAUGAAAAUAGUGAUAUAGUAGAGAGGCAGAGUAAUGAUGAUGAUAUAGACAAUGGUAUUGAUGAAAAUGAAACCACUGAAAAGAACAGAUUAAACUUUUCAAUAUUACACAGUUCAAAUUUAAAAUAUCUUUGGAGAACACCUAUCAUUAAACAAUUAUACAAUAUGUAUAUUGAACAUAGAAAAGGAUAUAUGUAUAAUAAAAAUGAUGAAAAUGUCGAUAUAUAUGAAAUAGAUAAAAAUGAAUUGGAAAACCAAAACAAUGAUGUAAACAGUUUAAAUUUUAAAGAAGAAUUGAAAAAUAUUAAAGACAAUAUAUUUUAUGCAGUACCAGAUAUUUAUUAUAUUUAUGAUAUUUUAGAUACUUAUCAAAAAAAUAAAAAUAAUGCUUCAAGCAAUAAUUUUUUUUAUAAUACUUUUUAUGGAAAUGAUUAUUUGAUGAUAAAAUCAAAAGGUGUUAAUAUAGAAACAUUUAUUUAUCCGUAUUUUGAAACAUUAAAUUUACAAUUAAAUGAAGCACAUACAUGCUCAUCGGGUAAUUAUUAUUCAUGUAUGAAAAAUUAUAUUAAUAAUAAUAUCGAUAAAGAAAAAUUAAAUAAAAAAACAGUAUUUAUAUAUUUGGGGAUAUUUAAAGACGAAGUGUUUAAGCUGACAAAUUCCAAACUUGAUGAUUUAAAAAAAUUUCAUUUACAACAAUUUUUAAAUAAAGACAUAGAAUAUCAAUUUUUUAAUAAUUUUUUAGUGCAAAAGCAUAAAGAAGAAUCUGAAUUUUUUAGAAAAUUAAAAUUUUAUACUGUACAUCAUUCCCAGCGUACAGAUACGCUUAUGUAUGGUGUUGAUUUUAAUUUUUAUGUUUCAUAUUUUUCAAAAGGAGAUAUAAAUCAUUUGCCUUUUUCAUAUUAUUACGAUUCAAUAAUUUAUUUUAAAGUAAUCUUAGCAUCUUCAAAAUAUGGGGAUCAAGAAAUUGUUCCAAUUGAUGAUGAUAUAAUAAAUCUUGGCUUAAUGCUUUCAUUAGAUAAUAAAAAUAAAAAUGUGCAUUAUUUAAUAAAACCCGAAGUGAUAGAAGAUACACAAUAUGGAAUGUUCAAAAAAAAAAAAGGUAUUGUAAAACUUUAUAAAGUAACUUAUGGAAAUGUGAAAAUUAUACCUUCAAAGGAUAAAUACAAAAUGCAUGUUACAAGAAAUAUGAAUGUUAUUUUACAAAAAGAAGUAACUUUUAAUAGUAAUAAUAAUAAAAGAACACUUUAUUAUAUUGACAUAUUUUACGAUAAAAUGAGCGAAAUUAUGAAAAACAACAUGAAUUUGGAAUUAUUUGGAAAAACAUUCUUUUUACAUUUGGAAAAAAAAUAA